AUGGUUGGCGGGCCGCUGGUCCAGCUCAGACCGGUUGGCAGGAGCAACAGCGGCGAAAGCGGCAGCCGGGACAGGCGCAGUCCCAUGCACGACGCCCUCCACCCGAAAUUCCAUCCGCUCUUGGAAGAGAUAAUGGCCCCGCCUCUGAUUCCGCCACCUCCACCCAUUUUCACCUACCACGAACAGCAGCCGCCGGUCAUCAUUCCCAACAGCAUCCAGCCCAAUCCGCCGGUGCCUCGGCACAGCAGCACUCCGCCGUGCAGCAACGGCCGCGUCCACCACCACCAGCAACAACAACAACAACAGCAGCAAGCGCCACCCUUGUUUCAGCAGCAACAGCAACUGCAGAAUCUCAGUCCCAUCCGGAGUUGUUCAGAAACGGAAAGCGGAUCAUCUCUGGGCAUAGGUCUCUCCAUGCAGGGUCUCUCGUCAGGAAGUUGA
This is a messenger RNA of Daphnia pulex (common water flea), 441 nucleotides long. RefSeq names its product alpha/beta-gliadin MM1-like. The coding region runs from base 1 to 441 and encodes 146 amino acids. The record is from RefSeq and is a predicted model, not a curated record. The transcript has 2 exons. NCBI's taxonomy places the organism in Eukaryota, Metazoa, Arthropoda, Branchiopoda, Diplostraca, Daphniidae.